AUGCCUCACAACUGUAUAGACGAGAGAGAACUCCGCUUAUUAUUCUUAGCGGCAAAGACUAUGGUUGCGGGUCAUCGAGAGAUUGGGCGGCAAAAGGACCAUAUCUUCUGGGAGUUCGAGCCUAAUUUGAUUGGAAUGGGAAUCAUUCCCUUGGAGUUCAUGUCCGGACAAAAUGCCGAAUCUUUAUCACUGACUGGGAAAGAGAUUUAUAGCAUCGAUAUCCCAGAAAAUAUGUCCACUCGACAUAAGACAACAAUUAAACUCGACACUGGAAAGAGUUUUGAAGCGAUUAUGCGUUUUGAUACUGAAGUAGAACUCGAAUACUUCAGAAAUGGAGAUUUCUCGAAUACUUCAGAAAUGGAGGUAUUCUUCACUAUAUGUUACGACAACUACUCGACAAUUAAAUGA
Oppiella nova is the source of this 408-nucleotide messenger RNA. Lineage: Eukaryota; Metazoa; Arthropoda; Arachnida; Sarcoptiformes; Oppiidae. The record is from the annotation of a GenBank genome assembly.